AUGGCGCGGUCUGUUAAGACAAUAGUUGUUGGCGAAGUGAUUGGAGAUAUGCUCGACAUGUUCACUCCGUCGUCGGAGUUCACCGUCCAGUGUGGCAGCAAGCAAGUAACCAAUGGCCGUGACAUCAAGCCAUCUGCUGCUGCUGAUAAACCUCAUGUCCAAAUUCUUGGCCAUUCACUCUCUUCCAAUUUAUACACACUAGUUAUGGUUGAUCCUGAUGCUCCAGGUCCAAGUGAACCACGAUUGAGGGAGUGGCUCCAUUGUAUUGUAGUAGAUAUUCCUGGGGGACAUGAUGCUACCAAAUGACGAGAGUUGGUAGCUUACG
Molecule: messenger RNA, 325 nt
Organism: Hibiscus syriacus
Lineage: Eukaryota; Viridiplantae; Streptophyta; Magnoliopsida; Malvales; Malvaceae
Product: protein MOTHER of FT and TFL1-like
Exons: 4
Coding region: 1-306 (101 amino acids)
Source: RefSeq, a predicted model, not a curated record